GCCGUUGUCCCGAGGUUAGCAGCCAGCAGCUAAGCCGUUCGUCGGCGACGUCGUUGAGGAAAGGCGCCGCAGCAGAAAACAAGCGAAUCCGCCUGAAGGAGGUCUCUCUCUCGGAGGACAAAGAGUAUAAAGAUGCCUUCAGCAAGGGUUGGCAACAGUGCACUCCAGUCCGCCAGUCCAGAGUUGUCACCCGCCAGUCAUUCUGAGGCCAUGAAGCAGGUGCUGAGCGUGAUUGACAAGAAGGUUCGCAACAUGGAGAAGAAGAAGGCCAAACUGGACGACUAUCAGGCCAGGAAGAAUAACGGAGAGAGACUGAAUCAGGAUCAGCUGGAGGCCUUGUCAAGGUUCCAGGAAGUGAUCAACAACCUGGAGUUUGCUCGGGAAUUACAGAAGAGUUUCAUGACUUUGGGCCAAGAAGUCCAAAAAGCUGUGAAGAAGUCUGCAAGACGGGAGCAACUGCAACGUGAGGAAAUGGAGCAGCGGAGGCUGAAGACUGUUUUGGAGUUGCAGUUCUUGUUGGAUCGGUUGGGAGAUGACGUCGUCAGGCAAGACCUGAAGCGGCCCGAUGCGUCUGGUUCUCCCUUGCUCACCGAGGCAGAUCUCACAACGCUUGAUGAGUUUUACAAGCUGGUGGGACCUGACAGGAACUAUAAUUUAAGGCUGACUGACCAGUAUGAGGAGGCCUCGUUACAUUUGUGGGAACUGCUAGAGGGUCGAGACAAGGCUGUGGUAGGAACCACAUACAAGGCACUUAAGGAAACUCUGAAUAAGGUGUUGCUGAGUGGUUACUUUGACAGAGUGCAAACACAUCAGAAUGGAGUGUGUGAGGAGGUGGAGGAAGAAGAGGAGCAGGAGCAGGAACAUGAAGGACAGGCUGUGGCGGCUGACUCCAAGGCUGGGGAACAGCCAUCAGAACCUGAAGGAACGGCCACUGAAGAAUUCACAGAGCCCAUCAAAGUGGAGGCCACAGAGUUUGUAAACAGACAGUUCAUUCCAGAGACCGGGUAUGUCAGUAUAGAAAAGGACCAAGUGGAGGAGUGGACAGUGGAGGCCCAGAUGGUGAAUGCCCUACAGCAUCAGCCCCCCGUCCAGCUAGCUCCAGAACCACCCCUCUCAGUGAACCAUAUCGACCCCUGCCAGACUGCUGACCCAGUGGUCAGGAGACAGGCGGUCCAAGAUCUCAUGGCCCAGAUGCAAGGCACCUACAACUUCAUGCAGGACUCCAUGCUGGAGUUUGAUGGACAAGCCCUGGACCCAGCCAUUGUGUCUGCUCAGCCCAUGAAGACUGUGCCAACUGUGGAUCUACAGCAGAUUGGCUGUGCCCCGGCCCACUCAGACUCCAGGCUUCCCCAAACAAGCACGGUUUCUGGACCACAAGAAUCCUCACAGGCCUCGAUGUCUCUGUCGUCCGAGCAGUCCCCUGCCCCGUCCUCCCUGCCCCCUGCCUUCCCACCUGUCUCCAAACCCACCCACACCGGGGGCAUCAAUGUCAACGCAGCACCAUUCCAGUCCAUGCAAGCGGUAUUUAACUUAAACGCCCCUGUUCCCCCAACCAGUGAGAGUCAAGGAGACUCACUGAAGCAGCCCGGCCAGUUCCCCAGUGGCUAUGGACAGGGCUUUAGCAGCCAAUCGGAGCAUGCCAUUGACCAGUCUGACCUCCCACAGGAGGCACUUCAGUCAGUUGUGGGGGGGUUCCAAUCCCAAGACCAGGUCAUGUCCUCAUCUGGGGGCCACCAGCAGUCAUCAACGGGCGCUGGGUUUGGGCGGUCAGGCCAGUCGUUCUACAACAGCAGGGCUAUACCCAGGGGUGGACCCCGGAAUCCCCGUGGCAUGAUGAACGGCUACAGGGGUUCCUCCAAUGGUUUCAGAGGAGGCUAUGACGGCUAUCGUCCACCUUUCUCAAACACUCCCAACAGCGGUUAUGGUCAAACCCAGUUUAACACGUCUCGGGACUAUUCCAACAACACCUACCAACGGGAGGGUUAUCAGCAAGGCUCCAAACGGGGAGCUGCCCAGGGGCCUAGAGCCUGCUCCCGAGGUAACGCCCAAGCAAUGCGAUCCUGAAGGAUCCCUUGGAUCGUCAAUUUGCGCCACGAUGAACAUUCAGAAUCUUUGAAUGUGCUCUCCCCGCACCCCCCCCCCCACGCUCACUUUUUCAACAUUUCUUUAUCACUGAUCUUUUUUUUAUUAUUAUUAAACUCCUUGCCUCCCUUAUCCAAGUCAACCCUGCUUUAGAAUUUCUAGAUACUCCUAACGUUUUAACACACGCAGCGCUGAACUUCACCGCAUUUAGAAAUAUCAGCAAGUUUCGGUGUUAUGAACUAUAUAGAUAUUCCUGUAAACUUGAAAGAUUUCAUUAAUUUAUUUUUUUGUACAAAAUAAAUGCAAAAAAUACCCCUGCCACUGUCAGUCCAAUCCCAUGAGAAAGUUAUUUUGUUUUACUGCCCCAUGCUGUCAGCCACUUUUUUUUCUUUUUUAAUUUUCAUAGAAACUGUUAAUGUUUUUCCUUUUUCCACUUUCCUUCUCCAUAGUAUCAUCACCUCUUUGUAAGCUGAUGUUAUUGGUUGAGCGACUGUUUCAAUAAAGAUGUG
Messenger RNA from Lampris incognitus (smalleye Pacific opah), 2591 nucleotides. RefSeq names its product cell cycle associated protein 1a (gene caprin1a). The coding region runs from base 133 to 2064 and encodes 643 amino acids. The transcript is spliced from 17 exons. Lineage: Eukaryota; Metazoa; Chordata; Actinopteri; Lampriformes; Lampridae. Gene Ontology annotation, molecular function: RNA binding. The record is from RefSeq and is a predicted model, not a curated record. Gene Ontology annotation, cellular component: cytoplasm.